AUGGGAUCCUUGUCGCCGCAGAACAAACCCUUGUCGUUCGCUGCCUUGAAGGCAAAGAAGGCUCCUCUCAAAAUUACUACGAAGGUCGUCACUGUGAAUACAACACCGAAGCCGACGGCGCGAACACAAUCCUCAGGAGCGCAUUCGAGGCCUCAACCCUUGCCGAAGCCACAUCUCAACGGUGGCGCGCGCAAUUCGAGUACGCCUCGCAAAUCAGCCACGCCGGCCUCGAUAGCCUCGCGACAGCCGAGUCGGGAACCGCUCGAGCGGGUGAAGCAGGAGAGUCACAACCGCGUCAAAAGAGCAUCGCCUGCCGUUUCGACGCCGAAAUUCUCCAGCUCGGACGACGAAAGCGCAGAAGACGAAGACAAGCCUAGGAAGCGGGUACGAGUCGGCCGCAAACAGAGCAUAGACGAGAAGCGUCAGGUCCGAGAUCCUAAGGCGUUCUCCGAGGAUGAAGACAUCAUAUUGCCAAUGGUGCAUGCGCUGGAUAUCGCGAACAGCACGAUAAUAGAACAAGGCAGGGAUAAAUAUCAGCCAUUCUUUACGGCACUGCAGGGGGACGAAGAUGAAUGCCCAACAAUCGAGCUUCAAUACCCAAGCGCGGUCCAGCGCGAAAAAUAUCAGCUGGUAAAGCCAACUGAUUCCUCGGACUUCAAGCCUCUCGACGAAAUAGAGGCCAAUAUGAAAAUCGUGGCCGAAUACUAUCUCGACAGCGAAUCCGCCAGCAAGGUUACUAGCGAAGCCGAUGGCUCUGGACUCGUUCAGUUGCUACAUCGGCAGGCAAUGUUAGGACUGAAGGGACGGGUUGGUGCGCAGUCCAGGUACAUCGAUGGAGUCGAGAGAUAUAAUGCGCUGGUGGUAGAAAAGCGCAAGGACGGUACAAUCGCGAACAGGUUGGAUCAGAUGAACCGCGUCGAUCUGAGGCUGGUCGAACACAUAAUCAAAAACCAGGUCUACGCUCGCACCGUGUCGCCGCAGGUGAAUCUUGUCAGACAUUACGAAAGCUUUUCGGACAAUGUCUAUGGCGAACUUCUGCCGAAAUUCCUGAGCCGUAUCUUCAAGGAAACGAACCUGAAAUCGGACCAGGUCUUCAUCGAUCUGGGAUCUGGCGUCGGCAAUUGCGUCCUCCAAGCCGCACUGGAGACAGGUUCUGAGUCGUGGGGUUGCGAGGUUAUGGAUAAUCCGAACGCAUUGGCUCAGCUCCAGGCAAAAGAAUUCCCUGCUCGUUGCCACCUUUGGGGGAUCAAACCCGGCGAAAUCCACCUGAUUCAUGGAGACUUUCUUAGGAACGAAGCAGUCCGGCAAGUUCUGAAGCGAGCGGACGUUAUCCUCGUGAACAAUCAAGCCUUCACAGCGGAGCUAAACGACAAGCUGAAAUACGUCUUUCUGGAUGUCAAGGAAGGAGCGCACAUUGUCAGUCUGAAACCAUUUCGCAGCCCGACGCACAAGAUCAAGGACUCCAACGUGAAUGAUCCUGUCAAUGUGCUGUCCGUGAUCGAGAAAGAUCGCUGGAGUGGAAUGGUCAGUUGGACAGACGAUCCAGGCAAGUGGUAUCACCAGCGCAAAGACUCCACGGAAUUGGAAAAUUUUGUCAAGACCAUGGAAGGCUUCACUUAG
This is a messenger RNA of Capronia coronata CBS 617.96, 1620 nucleotides long. RefSeq lists its product as uncharacterized. Gene Ontology annotation, cellular component: nucleus; nucleosome. Gene Ontology annotation, molecular function: histone H3K79 methyltransferase activity; histone binding. The transcript has a single exon. NCBI's taxonomy places the organism in Eukaryota, Fungi, Ascomycota, Eurotiomycetes, Chaetothyriales, Herpotrichiellaceae. The coding region runs from base 1 to 1620 and encodes 539 amino acids. Gene Ontology annotation, biological process: subtelomeric heterochromatin formation; regulation of transcription regulatory region DNA binding; DNA damage checkpoint signaling. The record is from RefSeq and is a predicted model, not a curated record.